This is a messenger RNA of Caenorhabditis remanei, 1461 nucleotides long. RefSeq lists its product as uncharacterized. The coding region runs from base 1 to 1461 and encodes 486 amino acids. Gene Ontology annotation, biological process: monosaccharide transmembrane transport. The record is from RefSeq and is a predicted model, not a curated record. The transcript is spliced from 8 exons. Gene Ontology annotation, cellular component: membrane. Lineage: Eukaryota; Metazoa; Nematoda; Chromadorea; Rhabditida; Rhabditidae. Gene Ontology annotation, molecular function: hexose transmembrane transporter activity.
AUGUCGUCAUCCUCGGAAGUUGAUGAGAGCAAGAAGUGGCCACCUAUGUGGCUAUCUUUCUUGUCCCUCAUUCUAGCAUGGGGAAGCACAUUUAAUUUUGGCUUCACCAUGCUCAUCACAAACCCGGCCCAGGAGGCAUUUGUUAAUUUUGUGCGGGCAUCCAAUGAGCAAAAUGAAGGAUAUGGAUUUGGUCUGGCUGUAGAUACCCAAUGGUUCUUCAUCCUGGCCAUUUUGUUUAUUGGGCACAUAAUUGGAAGUCUGCUCCUCCCGAUAAUCGCUCGCCAUGGAAGAAAAAACUCAUUCAUGUUUGCUGUGGUCAUGGAAGUGCUUGCAUUGAUAGCCACCAUCGCAAGCUUUUGGCUGGUCAACCACCUUCUGUUCACCAUCGCAAGGAUUCUGCUGGGCAUGGGAACGGCGAUGGCUAUGGGACUCUCAGGGAUCACGGUUUUGGAGUCGAGCCCAACCUAUUGCCGUGGAGUGGCUUCAAUGGUUAAUGGGAUAUUCCUCCAGUUCGCCCUUGUCGUUGGAGCAGUUCUCGCCAUGCCAAUCGUGCUGGGAAACGAUGCCAAUUUGGUGUACCUCUUCGUCUUCCAACUCUGUUGCAAUCUGAUCGUUCUCUGCAUCAUCCCAUUCCUCCACGACUCCCCUCAAUUUCUGGCGCAUUCGAAGGAAGGAGACCGUGAGAAGACAGAAAGAAAGGUCAUCGCCUCCAUCAUGUUCUAUCAUGGAAUCACGGAGGAGCAAGCAGUGCCUCUGGCCAAGAGUUUGAUGGAAACCAAGCAAGGAGCGAAAGCCGGUAUCUUCACCGUUUUUAAUGAUCCAUUCAAUCGUAGAGGAGUUGGUCUUGGAGUCCUAACCACAUGGGGAAUGGCUAUGUCCGGCAUCACGGUCAUCAAUGCGUUCACCCUCGAAAUUCUGAUGACCAUGGGAUUAGACCAAGGUACCGCUGCCAUCGCCAACUCUGGAACUUGCCUGUUCUCCUUGGCCGGCAUCAUCACCUCAACCUUUAUCGUGGAUCGAUGGGACAGAAGAUCAUUGAUUUUGCGCACGUUUAGCGCUCUGAUUGUGAUCAACAUCGCCAUCGUCAUCCUUCUGAGUUUCGCUGGUUACAAGAAUAUCUACGUAUCGGGGUGUUUGAUUGUCGCGAUUUGUCUCUUCAAUUUUGUCUUCUCAAUGGGUCCGGGCCCUUUGUCAAUGUUCAUAGGAGGAGAGAUUGUGACGCCAGAUAGUCGUUCAGCUGCUGCAGUCUAUUCCAACGCCACAAUGGCAACUUCAAGAUUCGUCACCCUUCUCACUUAUCAUUCGGUCGCAAAAUGGUGCUCGCCAGCCGCGUAUGGAAUCUAUUUUAUUCCAUCAAUGGUGAUCACUGUGUACCUCCUUCACAAGCACCUCCCAGAGAGCAGAGGGAGGAAUGUAACCGACUUGAAAGCAGAGUUCGAAAUGGAAAAGUUAAUUGAGUAA